AUGUAUUCGCCACCCUUCAUUUUAUUUCACCAUAGGCUUAUACAUUCAAAGGUAUAUGCUUUACUUGGUGAAAAAACUGCAGCAGAUAAUGAGAAGGCUGUAAAACAGAAGAAAGAGAAGCCUGUUAAAGUAGAGUGGACCGAAGGUAUUCAGAGAUUAAAUGUGGAAACUUUUGAUUGGGAAAUCUGGAUUAAGAGGGAUCUUGAACUGCAUUACAUGCCAACAAAUGAUCUAAGUGGUUGGAAGAACCAUCACAGACAUGGAUGUUGCAAAACAGCUUUGACGCGAAGAGACUUGGAGUCAACAACUAAUUACAUGAAGAAUUUUGAAGUGGCUUCAAGCCAAGGAAAAAGGUUUUGUGACAUGCUAUUACCACCGCUGCCAACUCAACAAUUUGCUUACCUUUACAACAUUGUACUUUGGAAGACCUCCAACGAAUUGUAG
Messenger RNA from Lactuca virosa, 444 nucleotides. The record is from the annotation of a GenBank genome assembly. Lineage: Eukaryota; Viridiplantae; Streptophyta; Magnoliopsida; Asterales; Asteraceae.